UCCGAAGCCCAGGAAAGGAGCAGAUGAUAUGGCAGCUUUGUGAGCGGCCAGGUGGAACUCGCUUUUGUUUAAUCGGGCUGACAGCGGAACAUGAGUACAGUUUAACCCGCACGCCGCAGCGGGGGAUCCGAAAAUGAUAUACCUGAUAUUAAUUUCUGCCUUCUCGGGGGCCAUCGUCACGCUCCUUCUGCAGCUCUUACUGUUGUACCGGAGGAGCCCUGAGCCUGUCGCUAGGACAGUUCAAUAUGUCAAAGCAGUUCCUGAUCCCGCACUGAAGGAUUACUUUAGCAACCAACAAGGCGAGUCAACGCAGCAGCAACCAGAUAUCACAUCGUCUGCCUCCAAACAACCGGAGGCCGCUUCUCCCAAGCAGCAAGAGACCACCGUCCCCGGCAGCAGCCCCAAACAGCAGCCGUCUUCGCCAGCGCCUUCCCUGAGCGACUCUCAGCACACCUCCAAAGCAGAGACAUGCGAUUUCCUCAAUGCCAUAUUUCUGUUCUUAUUCCGCGAGCUCCGAGACACCCCGGUCGUCAGGCACUGGAUCACAAAAAAGAUCAAGGUUGAGUUUGAGGAGCUCCUCCAGACCAAGACCGCCGGGCGUCUGCUGGAGGGGCUCAGCCUGCGGGAUUUCUCCCUGGGAAACUCGGUGCCCGUUUUCAAAACUGCCAGACUCAUGAAACCCGUGGUUCUCAAUGAAGACAACAUGCCAGAGGAGCUCAAUUUCGAGGUUGACCUAGAAUAUAACGGCGGCUUUCAUCUGGCCAUUGAUGUCGAUUUGGUAUUCGGGAAAUCGGCUUAUCUGUUUGUGAAGAUGACCCGGGUGGCAGGCCGCCUGAAGCUGCAGUUCACCCGCACGCCUUUCACGCACUGGUCCUUCUCGUUCCUGGAGGACCCGCUCAUAGACUUCGAGGUGAAGUCUCAGUUUGAGGGCCGUCCUCUGCCCCAGCUCACCUCCAUCAUAGUCAACCAGCUCAAGAGGGUUAUCAAGAAGAAGCACACUUUACCAAACUACAAAAUAAGGUACAAGCCCUUUUUUCCUUUCCAAGUGCAGCCACCACUGGCGUCAUCAUGUGACCUGGACAUCUCCAUCCGAGACACACUAUUGGUGGAGGGGCGUCUACGUGUCACACUUGUUGAAUGUAGCAGAUUGUUUAUCCUGGGCUCAUAUGAAAGGGAAACAUAUGUUCACUGCACCUUAGAGCUCAGCUCUGACGAGUGGCGGGAAAAAACUCGCAGCUCCAUCAAAGAGCCGCUCUCACCAUCGACCUGCACCGCCUUGCAGUCACGCACCCGCCGAUGCCCAUUUCCAGCACACCUCAGUACGGAGGUGAUCAAAGGACCAUCUGGCAGUGUGGGGAUGACUUUCAGGCAUGUUCCGGCCAGUGACGGUGACACGGUGCAUGUGAGCAUAGAGACCAUCACCCCAAACUCCCCAGCUGCCCUGGCGGACUUACAGAGAGGAGAUCGCCUCAUUGCUAUUGGAGGAGUCAAAGUGACAUCCUCUGUUCAAGUGCCGAAACUGCUGAAACAAGCUGGAGAGAGAGUGAUAGUGUUAUAUGAGAGGCCGGUCCGUCACCAGGUGCCUGCUGUGGGCUUGGGGACACUCCAAGAAACCCUUGGCCCAAUGGAGGAGCCAAGCUAUCUUCCUCAGCCUGGGGGCUACGAGGAGGACCCAGCCCCAAUAACCACCAUGGACAUAUCUGAUAACAGAGACAAUGACUCUGAGUUUGAGGAGCUGAUCGUUGAGUCCAAAUCAACUGCAGCUCCAGUCACUGUUGACACUAAGGAGGACUUCCUGCUCUCUGUAAACCAAAGUCCCAAAAAAACUGUGGCCAACCUGGCCAAGCCCCUUGGUUCCAUCUCGCCAAUUCUCAACCGCAGGCUGAACCUUCAGUCCCCACUCAAACCCCAGCCCAAAGAAUCACCAAAGCCGCCAAAUGUCAAGACUGCUGAACCCUCUGAACAGCCACAGAGACCAACGGUGCCCCCUCCUCCACCACCUGCACGCCCUCCUGUUCCUCCCAGACCCCAUAUAAAAGUCACAUCUGCCUCCUCAGAAACCCAAAGCCUGGUAGAAAGUAAUGAACCUGCAGUGGAAAAAAGUCCAGAGAAAACGCAACCCAUUACUGGCAAUGGCGAAAAACCAUUAGAAAAAAUCCCUGUUAAGUCACCAGAGUCGAAGCCUGUGAGCAAGCACCCAGAGCCCACAGAGGAAAUCCUAAAUAUUCCAGUCACAAACAAACAAGAUUCAGCCAAAGAUAAGAUAUCUGAGAGCUCCUCCAACACUAGGGACAGUGUAGACGAGCAGGGUCUCUGGGAAUCAUCGGAGACUAUGUAUCGCAGCAGAACUGCUCGCUGGAACAAAGCCUCUGUGGUCUUUGAAGUGGAAAACAACCACAAAUUCCUUAAUGUAGCACUUUGGUGCAAGAACCCCUUCAAGCUCGGUAGUCUCUUGUGCUUAGGGCAUGUCAGCUUGCGCUUGGAACACAUAGCACUGGAAUGCUUAUCUACAUCAUCUGCUGAAUAUCAGAGCACCUUUCGUCUGUGUGCUCCUGAACCAAGGGCCAGCGUCAGCCGUACCGCUUUGCGCAGCUUGAGCACUCACAAAGGUUUUAACGAGAAACUCUGCUAUGGAGAUGUUACACUCAACUUCACUUACCUGGCAGAUGGAGAGUCAGACCUGUCCAGUGGACUUAUAGAGCGUGAGCGGGAAGGGAGUCUUCAGGAAGAAGACUUGAAAGACCGGGAAAAGGAACGGGAGCAAGUGCUCAUGGUAACCCGGGAUGAACAGAGUUACAGCGGCAUGCAAAUAGGAGAGAUGCGGCACAAUUUUCAAGACACUCAGUUCCAGAAUCCCACUUGGUGCGAGUACUGCAAGAAGAAGGUGUGGACCAAAGCUGCCUCCCAGUGCAUGACCUGUUCGUAUGUUUGUCACAAGAAGUGUCAAGAGAAGUGCCUAACAGAGCACCCUUUCUGCGUAGCUGCCUCAGACCGACGUGGGGCAGAUCCUGAGGCAAAGUCCACCAUUAAUCGGGCAACCACUGGCCUUACACGUCACAUUAUCAACACUAGCUCUCGACUCCUCAAUCUGAGGCAGGUGCCCAAAACCAGACUUCCAGAGCAGGUUGCAGAAAUAGGAUCAGGGGUGGUGGAGCCUUCUCCGAAACACACGCCUAACACAUCUGACAAUGAGAGCAGUGACACAGAGACCUAUGCUGGGGCCAGUCCUUCCAAGCAGCCACCUGGUAGUGGUGGCUCCAAACUGGUGCGUAAAGAAGGUGGGCUAGAUGACAGCGUGUUCAUCGCCGUCAAAGAGAUUGGUCGAGAUCUUUACCGUGGCCUCCCAACAGAUGAACGUUCGCAGAAACUGGAGUUUAUGUUGGACAAGUUGCAGCAGGAGAUUGACCAGGAGUUGGAGCAUAACAACUCUCUAAAUGUGGAAGAACGAGAGACGAUUGACUCACGACGCAAGGCCCUCAUCUCUGCAGCUCUGGCCAAGUCCGGUGAACGACUCCAAGCUUUGACUCUGCUCAUGAUUCACUACCGUGCUGGCAUCGAAGACCUAGAGUCUGUAGAAAGCACCUCACCAUCUGAACAGCAUGGCUUUCCGAAGGCGAAAGCCGAGGGUCUGGAGGAGGCCCUGCUGGGCACAGAAGUGUACGACAGUGACAUUUGCAGUCCCGUUGAUGUUCAGAUGCUGGAUGAGAUUACGGAGGAACAGAUCUGUGUAGAGGCUUUACCGUAAAGAUGACAAAAGGCGUCAGGGGCUUGGGACUCAAGAACAAAGACUUUUUAUCAUGUAUGAUUUUGAUUAAGAUUGACCUGUGCGCAUUCCACAGGUGAUUGUGAGGUUUGCAAAAGUAUUCCUGAAUAUCACUGCAAUGUACUGUCAUUUGAAGAAUUUUGUGAGAGUGUCAGUAGUUUACCAGAUUUUUUUUUUUUACAUUUUAAUUUUUUUUUAAAUAAAUAAUUUCCCCCAUCUUUAGUCUUUUAGUUAGUUGUAGAGGACAAAACCAUCAAUCUGAAGACGUUCAGCAGUAUUACAUAAAAUGCACAAAAUAUGAGUUCCCAUGACAUCAUGAUCAAGCCGAGUUUUACCUGCCUUACCUGAAUGGUUUAGUCAAUUUUUUAAACAUAAACUUCAAAAGGGAGAGUCAGUGUGAAGCAAGAUGAGCUUGAAUACGUAUUUUUAUUCAAACUUUGUGUAUUAGUACAGACUGAAUUAUAUACUUGUUUGCUGUUAGUGAUGUUCAUGGUUGGAAAUUCACCCUGCCUAGUGUGUUUUGAGCUUCAAGCCCCUCUGCCUUACACUAUAAACUACAAAAUGUAGGAUUAUACCUGAAAAACAGUCCAUAGAACAUGAUGCCAUUCCUAACCAACAUUGUCCUCUCUGAUAAGCACCUUUUCUCAUGUUACUUCACAAUUGUUACUAAUUUUAAAGCGUUUGUUUGUUUAUUUUUUAAAUGUUGAACUGAGAGGGAAUCCUCAUAGGACAGAUAAUCUUGAUGUUAUUAUACUUUUGGGGACCAUUCUUUGUCUAAUUUAUGUCACAAAGCCAAUGUGACCUUUUUAUUUUGAGGGAGGGAUAUUUAUAUUGCAUUCAUAUGUUUCAUAAUAUAUGUUUCCAUUAAUUGUCAAUAAUCUCAUUAUAUUUUAAUCUCACAAUUAACUUGCUUUGAGCCUUUGUGUUUUAAAAUGGUGGCAAUUUUUCUCAAACCUAUUUAGCUUUUUAUCCACCAUCAGUUGGUCUGGGUGAAUGGUUGUUUGUGUGAAUGUGUCAGCCAGUUAAUUUUUGGUUUCCUUUUCGUACUGUAAUGUUCAGUUUUGUUUUGACGCGAGGAAAUUUUCAUUGUCUCGCAUCUGUGUGCUUGGGCAUGUUAUAGCACCUUUGAACGUUAAUUUUACAUGUGUACUAAUGAAUGUAUCUCCCAAAUGACUCACUUUACAUUCAUUAUUCCAUUCACCUCUCAAAACAUAAUUUCUCAAAGUGUAAAACUACAUCAUUAAAAACUUUCUUUUGUCAAUGCAUACAGUAUUCCCUAAUUCCAAAAGCUAAUGUGUAAAUUCAUUAACAGUCUGCUGGGCUCAAAAGCUGUGAGUCUGGUUUAGCCUCUGUCUGUCUAUUUCAAAUUAGUUUUCAUUUAUUUUAUCUACCCUAAAUGGACUUCAGUCUAUAUAUUUAUAUAUAAUUUUUUCUGUCAUCACUCACAUUUUAAUAUUAUUUAAAUGUGGUUUACACAUUGACAUCUGUCAUUGAGUACAUGCAUUGCUGGAUCUUUUUUUCCAGAAUUAAAGCUUUUCAGUAAAAACAAAUGACAAGGCCUUUAGGUGGCGAGGACAGAACUCCUAAUCUAAUCAACCUAGUCGUGCUGUCCCUAGUUAAUGUUUCUGCUGCUAUAACAUCUAUACUAUCCAAAGGCCUGGAACAUAAUAACAUUUUUAAGAGUGGGUCCCCCUCACCCUGACCCAAUAAUUACCUUUCACCAUAGAGGACUUUAUUGGCCCCCCCCUCUUCACAGGGCCUUGGACAACACACCCAAAAGAAGUUUACCACUCAAACCAGAAAGGAACUUUUUCCUUUUGAAUCACUGGAAGGAGUAACAUUUAAAUGCUAAUACUAAAUCAGUCAUUAAAAUGACUAAGAAUCUUUUUUUUGUUGUUGUUGUUUGCUGCUGCUGCUGUUAUCCUGUGCUUCUCAAAUUCAACGCCACCAACAUAUGCUCACAAAAUAUUGCUCCAAUUAUCUCUAUCACAAUGGAGGGAAAAUACAGUAAAAUAACUAGUAUAAAACAUCAUAUCCACCUUGGCAAACUGUGGUUAAGCUUUUCUGGAAAAGCUGUUGUUCUUAUUGGAAGCUGUGUCAUGUUUUAAAGCGCUAUUGUAAAUGGGCUAGUAAUGUAGGUGACUUUAAACCAUGUCCUUUCUCCCUGAACUUAUAUAGUGCUCAACAUGUGGGUCCAUCCUUUCUUUUUGUUGUUGUUGUUGUUGUUUUUGCUUUAUGUAAAUAUGAUUUUGUUCUUUUGUGAGUUUUAAUUACGGUGGAGGGCAUCCACUGACAAAGUGCACAGCUUUUAAAUUUGCUGCAAGACCUUUAUGCACUGACAUAUCAUAUUUGCUUAUGCACUUGAGAUAAAUAAAUUGUUAGAAAUAAAAAAA
Messenger RNA from Megalobrama amblycephala (Wuchang bream), 6156 nucleotides. It is a transcript of the gene pdzd8, whose product is annotated as PDZ domain containing 8. Gene Ontology annotation, biological process: mitochondrial calcium ion homeostasis. Gene Ontology annotation, molecular function: lipid binding; protein binding. NCBI's taxonomy places the organism in Eukaryota, Metazoa, Chordata, Actinopteri, Cypriniformes, Xenocyprididae. The record is from RefSeq and is a predicted model, not a curated record. Gene Ontology annotation, cellular component: mitochondria-associated endoplasmic reticulum membrane contact site. The transcript has 6 exons. Bases 134 to 3745 code for a protein of 1203 amino acids.